UAUUUCCAAAAUUUAAGAAAAUUUUGGAGGCAGCUAUUAUUUUAUUUGAAAUAUUUUUGAGGAAUUUAAGACCAAAUUAUUUAAUUCGUAAGCAAUUCCAAUAGUUACUGUUCAAACUAUGAGGCGCGUGACAUUUUGAUCCUCGAACUUUAAUUUGUCGCAAUUUUUUGCUCGAAUAUUCUAGAUUGUUGCAAUCAAGUUCUACAGCGUAAUUUAGUUAACCAAAUGAUAAUGUAUUGCAGAUACGACGGUGAGUCGGUGAUAUGAUAUCUUAGUUAUUCCCACAGCAUCGACCACAAUACUAUUAUAUUACUGCUGCAUCAGCGACACAUCACUAUUUAGUCAACCAAAUUAUACCGUAGAUUUCAUUGCAAUAAUUUGAAAAGAUUAAGUCAAAAAUUGCACAAAAGUGUAAUUUAGCUUCCUGGUUUUGUGGCACUCUGAAAUAAAAUCCUACCUUUACUACCUACCUUAAGUCAUUGUAGCUUUGCAUAGAGUACUUCUAAGAAACACUAACAUUUUUUUGUCUUUUUUAAGUAAAAAACCUUCAUAAUAGUUUCUUAGUAAGGCUAAAGGGAAAAGGUUCAAUUUUUUUUCGCUUCUACUCUGUGGGGUUUAGGAGUUCAUUACUGUUAAAUAUAUUUCUUUUUUCUUUUCAAAAGUUCUUAUUAAAUAUAUUUCUAGAUCGUUUUCUAGAUAUCCGAUCACAUUAGGUAUGUAACAUGAUACCAGAGCAACUUCAAAAUCCCUUCAGCUUUAUGAGAAAGUUUAUAUAUAUCUAUAUAUAGUUUAAUCCCAUCAGCACGGGCCGUAUCCACCGUAUCGUAUGGUGCCAACAAGAUAUCAGCACGAUACAGCUCCCGUGCCAAUGUCACAACUCAAAAUUUUCUAUUCUUGAAAUUAGUGAGUAAUUUUCUCAAUAAAAUUCAAAAGAUUUGAUAAAAGUACAUAAUAAAUAAUUGGCAUAUUUUGUUGCUAAAGAAAAUAAAUAUUUCAUGCCAUUACGUGUCGGCACACAUAUAUUUUUUAUGACCGGCACCCAUCGGCACGGCCCGACAUGCACCGUGCUGGCAAAUUUCCGGCACGAUCCCAUGCCACGGCACUUAAAUCCUCUCUCUCUCUCUCUCUCUCUCUCUCUCUAUAUAUAUAUAUAUAUAUACACUGAUGAUAUACGAUUUCCUGUUCGUCAUAUUCAUCGUGCAUAUGAGAAUGGGUGUUGUUCGUCAUAUUCAUCGUGCAUAUGAGAAUGGGUGUUACAAAUAUUCCAAAGAAAUUUUCUAUCGGAUUUCAAUUGCUACAACUCAACACUCAAUUCACUAACCUUUUAAUUCCUCGAUGGAAAUAUACAAUAAAGUUGCCAUUUCAUUAAGAUCUAAGCGCUCAACUUCUAGUUUUCUCGUAUAACACAAUUCUAUGAGUAUUUGUAUCCAAUUUUAUUGAGAAAUUUAAUAAAGAGUAUAAAAUUAAAUCUAUCUCAAUGCACUACUCUCUAUACCUAACUUUUACGGCACUCAUGAUAUAAAAAUGUGCUUCCGCAGUCGUUUUAUAUGCAUUUUAAACUACGGACUAUUCAAAUUCAUGGAUGAAUAGGUGAGAUUCAUAAUAUUAUAGCAGCUUUCACAUUGUUGUUGUAACUAUCCGAAGUCCCGUCAGGUUUAACAUGUAUGUCAAAGACUGGGUGUGUAUUAUUUAUCUUGGGAAAAUAAGAAUAUUCUUCCCGAACCUUUUCAUUUUCGUUUCAGCAAGCGGUCGGAGUUUGGAGAACGCCCUCACGGAAGAGAGCUUAAAAGCACCAAAUAGUAAUGACAGCCAGUUGCAGGGAUCAGAUAAAGCAGGCAGCACUCCAACAGCUGAUGCAGCAGAUGGAAAUGCAAAGCCGGAGGCGAAAGAAACCGCGCUGUCCGCCCGUAGGAGAGCCCUCUUUGAACCAUUGGAGCCGGCCAACGGCCGCGGCAUCCGUGCAGAGGACCUCCUCCCGCCUCCGGACUUCGACUCCACCUCGUACCCUAAAGGGUGGUUGGUAGGCAAGAAGCGCAAGCUCGUGAACGUCGACGUCGUCGAGAGCAUGCGGCGGAUUGCAGUCCAGGAAAUGAACAGAAAGGACCGGGAGAUCAACGGGCUGAACGAGCAGCUGGAGGAGGAUUCGAGAGCCCUCGAGCAUCUGCAGCAACAGCUGCUUCAGGAGCGGAGCAAGCGGACGGAGGUGGAGAGAGAGAACGCGAUGCUGCAGGAGCAGAUCUCCAUGCUCGUGACCAUGCUCGACGAAAACCAAGCAGUCGAUGACGAAGUCGACGACGAACCUCCCGCGGAUUCUUGAUACUCGUUGUGACUCUGGUUUUGUUUUUUUUUUUUUUCAGUUCAUUGAGAUCAUGUAUCCACUAUAUAUGUUGGUGAUUCCCAUAGUGUCCAAAAUUGAGGUCUUAUGUUGCAGUUCAUAGCAGUAGAUGCGUAUAGAUAAGGUGUUUAUAUAUUUACCUUUAUUUUGUAACUCAUUUUGGAUGGUGUCUGUGAUAUAAGAUCAAUACAUAUAUAUUUGUUUGUUUGUUUAUA
Messenger RNA from Ananas comosus (pineapple), 2550 nucleotides. RefSeq names its product protein HEADING DATE REPRESSOR 1. Gene Ontology annotation, biological process: regulation of flower development. Bases 1661 to 2317 code for a protein of 218 amino acids. NCBI's taxonomy places the organism in Eukaryota, Viridiplantae, Streptophyta, Magnoliopsida, Poales, Bromeliaceae. The transcript is spliced from 2 exons. The record is from RefSeq and is a predicted model, not a curated record.